CCCGCAGGCUGCACGCGGGGCUCGGGCAGUGCCGCCGGGGCUGGCGGGCGGGCAGGGGCCGCGCGGGCCGCCAGAGGAAGCGCUUCUUCGCCAGCGGAGCCCGGCGCUUGGCUCCCGGCCCACUGGGGGCGAGGCGGCGCCGAGGAACCCCGCGGCCCGCCAUGGGCAGCCCCGGGAACCGCAGCCUCGGCGCGGAGGGCGCGGGGCCGCCGCCCUGGGCCGCGCUGCCUCCCUGCAACGAGCACCGCUGCUCGCCCUUCCCGCUGGGGGCGCUGGUGCCGGUGACCGCCGUGUGCCUGGGCCUGUUCGCCGUCGGGGUGAGCGGCAACGUGGUGACGGUGCUGCUCAUCGGGCGCUCCCGGGACAGGCGCACCACCACCAACAUGUACCUGGGCAGCAUGGCCGUGUCCGACCUGCUCAUCCUGCUGGGGCUGCCGCUGGACCUGUACCGCCUGUGGCGCUCGCGGCCCUGGGUGUUCGGGCCGCUGCUGUGCCGCCUGUCGCUGUACCUGGGCGAGGGCUGCACCUACGCCUCGCUGCUGCACGCCGCGGCGCUCAGCGCCGAGCGCUACCUGGCCGUGUGCCGCCCGCUGCGCGCCCGCGUGCUCGCCACCCGCGCCCGCGCCCGCGCGCUCAUCGCCGCGCUCUGGGCCGUGGCGCUGCUCUCCGCCGCGCCCUUCCUCUUCGUGGUGGGCGUCCAGCAGGACCCGCCGCCGGGCCGCAACGCCACGGGCCCCGCGCCGCCGCCCGCGGCCCCUGCCCGCGGGGCCCCCCCGGAGCCGGCUCUGCCCCCGGCGCAGUCCCCGCCGUCGGGGCGCGAGGCGGCCGCGCUGUUCAGCCGCGAGUGCCGGCCGAGCCCCUCGCAGCUGGGCGCGCUGCGCGUCAUGCUGUGGGUCACCACCGCCUACUUCUUCCUGCCGCUCCUGUGCCUCUGCGUCCUCCACGGACUCAUCGGGCGCGAGCUGCGGCGGAGCCGGCGGCCGCUGCGGGGCCCCGCGGCCUCCGGGCGAGCCCGGGGCCACCGGCAGACCGUCCGCGUCCUGCUGGUGGUGGUUCUGUCCUUUAUCGUUUGCUGGUUGCCCUUCCACAUUGGCAGAAUCAUUUACAUAAAUACGAAAGAUUCCCAGACCAUGUACUUUUCUCAAUACUUUAACAUCGUUGCGCUGCAACUCUUCUAUCUGAGUGCGUCCAUUAACCCGAUCCUCUACAACCUAAUUUCAAAGAAGUACAGAGCAGCGGCCUGGAAGCUGCUUCGGGGGAGACGGCCUGCGCAGAGAGGAUUCUGCAGAAGCAGAAACACGGAGGGCACCGCGGGAGGAGACCCGGCUGGCCGCACGGAGACCAGCGCUAGCCUGCGGACGCCUGCCACCAGCAUGGCCAAGCAAGGCGCCUCCUGCCCCAGUGCUCGGACGGCAGAGAAGACAGGUCUGUAGGACACUAAGGACUGAAAGGGGAAUAGACGCUGUUAGGAAGAUUUAGAGCGGUGCACAUUUUGUAAGUUGGCCAGUAACUUCGUUAGCAUAAUUUUUUUUUCAAUCAAGAUAUAAAAAGUAAGUGUGUUGAUCUUUCUAGUUUUCCUUUCAUGUACCUCCUCAGAGACAUUCAUUUUAGCCUCAUGCAGUCCCAGUCGGGAAAUGUGCUCUAUGGAGGUUUGACACGUCUUCAUUCUCCUAGUCUUUGGAAAUAUGAUUGUUCCUUUUACAGUUAGUUCAUAAGGUACAGAGAGAUGCUGCAAUAAAAAUGGUUGUCUUUGAGAUCAAAGGUGUAUUGUGUUUCUAUGUUUUGUAGAUAAAUGUUACAAUGCAUACACAAGGAACCCAGGAUAAUGACAGUAGUGAUUCAAGAAAUUAUUUAAUGCCUAUUUAUGGCAGCAAAAUUUUUUAGAAGCAAGUGAAAGGAAUUCUGGGCUGAGUUCAAUGUUCAGAGCCCCGCUUCUCUCCUGGCUCAGACUAAAUCAUAAAGUUUAGGCACAAUACCUUCCAGCAGAACUACUGAGCAUAAGCAACUGUGUUGCAACCUACUUCUCCAGCCAGGAGGUAGCAAACCCAGGCAGGAAGCCUGAGGGCAGGAAGCUGCAGCAGGACAUCCGGUAAAGACCUUUAAUGCGCCUUAUUUGCCUCAGGUUGGUGGCUAAGUGUUGUCAUGAUUACUGCUUUAAUAGAGAUGAAACUGAGUCUUAGAUUUCCCAAAUAGGAACUGAUGGGUCCUGAGAGUUCCAGUCUUUCAGAUCUUUUAUUUU
Molecule: messenger RNA, 2239 nt
Organism: Pipistrellus kuhlii (Kuhl's pipistrelle)
Lineage: Eukaryota; Metazoa; Chordata; Mammalia; Chiroptera; Vespertilionidae
Gene: MLNR
Product: motilin receptor
Exons: 2
Coding region: 162-1433 (423 amino acids)
Biological process (GO): G protein-coupled receptor signaling pathway
Cellular component (GO): plasma membrane
Molecular function (GO): G protein-coupled peptide receptor activity
Source: RefSeq, a predicted model, not a curated record